GACUUCAAACUCAAGACACUUCUGCUAAACGGAAAAGUCAUUAGACUUCAGAUUUGGGACACAGCGGGACAGGAGAGGUUCAAAACUUUCACUACUUCCUACUACCGGGGUGCUGACGGUAUAAUCAUGGUGUACGACAUCACCAACAUUGGCUCAUUCAAUGCUAUCACUGAAUGGCUCAAAGAAGUGGACAGAUAUGUUAAUGACAGGGAUGUGACCAUUGUUUUGAUGGGAAACAAAUGCGAGUCCAGUGACAGGUGUAUCAGUUGGUCGGAGGGGCAACGGUUGGCCACUGAAAAGGGUGUCCUAUUCACGGAGUGUUCGGCCAAAGAGGGCACUAAUAUUAAUGAAGCCUUUCUGGAGAUCACAAAACAUAUGCUGUCCGCUCAGGGCGUUAAAGAGCGUCAACAUCACCACAGAAGCACUGUUGACAUCAUAGCCACCGACGCCUGUACUCCCAUGUGUUGCUUCCGA
Messenger RNA from Oppiella nova, 474 nucleotides. The record is from the annotation of a GenBank genome assembly. NCBI's taxonomy places the organism in Eukaryota, Metazoa, Arthropoda, Arachnida, Sarcoptiformes, Oppiidae.